CAUAGGGUCCAGUCAGAGUACACUGUAUUCUGUACCUAAUGAAAUUACAGAUGGGACAAGCAAAUGGGACAAUAGAAAAAAUAUAACAACGUUAAGUAAUGCAUCUUCAAUGAAGACAAAUUCAAAAGGAACAUAUUGUGGUAUGGGAUUAUUUUUUUGUUACUCCUGCGGAAUAAUGGAAUUUCGUUUUUUAUACAUUUAUGGUGAUAUGGAGUAAAAGUCCGCCAUAUUCACUCACCACACCCGGAGUUCAACUAUUGGAGGCCUACCUCCUCGACCCCAAAAGUAAGUGUUAUCAAGAGAGUCAUGACUCUGGGCUCCGUAGGGGCCUGUUGCCUCAGCGAAGAGGGAAAGGAGGCUCGACGGAUCAACGACGAGAUCGAAAGACAGCUUCGCCGGGACAAGAAAGACUCGCGCCGCGAGUUUAAGCUGUUGCUUCUCGGGACUGGUGAGAGUGGGAAGAGCACCUUCAUAAAGCAGAUGAGGAUCAUCCAUGGGACGGGCUACUCCGAGGAGGACAAGCGAGGCUUCACCAAGCUGGUGUACCAGAACAUCUUCACUGCCAUGCAGUCCAUGAUCCAUGCUAUGGAGACCCUUCAGAUCCCUUACAAGUGUGAAGACAACCAGGGCCAUGCAAAUAUUGUCAUUGAAGUGGAUGUAGAGAAGGUCACAAUGUUUACAAAUCCGUACGUUGACGCCAUUAAGAGUCUAUGGAAUGACCCAGGGAUCCAGGAAUGCUACGAUCGGAAGAGGGAAUACCAGCUCUCAGACUCUGCCAAAUACUACUUGAAUGCACUGGACCGUAUAGCUGAGUCAUCUUAUGUCCCGACCCAGCAAGACGUGCUCAGGGUCAGGGUCCCUACCACAGGCAUCAUAGAGUACCCCUUUGACCUCCAGAGUGUGGUCUUCAGAAUGGUGGAUGUGGGUGGCCAGAGGUCCGAGAGGCGGAAAUGGAUCCACUGCUUUGAGAAUGUCACCUCCAUCAUGUUCCUGGUGGCUCUCAGUGAAUACGACCAGGUCCUGGUAGAAUCUGACAAUGAGAAUCGAAUGGAGGAAAGCAAAGCGUUGUUCAGGACAAUAAUAACCUACCCGUGGUUUAAAGAUUCCUCAAUCAUUCUAUUCUUGAAUAAGAUUGACUUAAUGCAGGAGAAAAUCUUGUUCUCACAUCUGGUGGAUUACUUCCCUGAAUAUGAUGGGCCCCAGCGGGACCCACAGGCAGGAAGAGAAUUCAUCUUGAAGAUGUUUGUGGACCUGAAUCCAGAUUGCGAUAAAAUCUACUCCCACUUCACCUGUGCCACUGACACGGAGAACAUUCGAUUUGUCUUUGCCGCCGUCAAGGACUUCAUUCUGCAGCUGAAUCUGAAGGAAUACAACUUGGUUUAAAGGCUCCAGCUGAAUCUGAAGUAGUACAACCUGGUUUAAAGGCUCCAGCUGAAUCUGAAGUAGUACAACUUGGAUUGAAGAAUCCAGCUGAAUUUUACGGAGUACAACCUGGUUUAAAGAUUCCAGCCCACCGCAGUUAGACUCUCUUUAAUGCAAUGUGAAGGAGUACAACCUGGUUUAAAGACUCCAGCUGAAUCUGAAGUAGUACAACUUGGAUUGAAGAAUCCAGAUGAAUUUUACGGAGUACAACCUGGUUUAAAGAUUCCAGCCCACCGCAGUUAGACUCUCUUUAAUGCAAUGUGAAGGAGUACAACCUGGUUUAAAGAUUCCAGCCCACCGCAGUUAGACUCUCUUUAAUGCAAUGUGAAGGAGUACAACCUGGUUUAAAGAUUCCAGCCCACCGCAGUUACAGACUCUCUUUAAUGCAAUGUGAAGGAGUACAACCUGGUUUAAAGAUUCCAGCCCACCGCAGUUACAGACUCCAAAAGCUGCAGCCAGAGACCAGGGCCUGGAGCCAUAGUACAGAUAGACUACUUCAGUAUGUCUGGUUGUCUUUCACUACGGUGAAACCCUACAGAGAAUUUACAUAAAUGACUGUAUUAUUUCAACUGUUCACCACUGCAUUAUUUUUUUGUUUAUGGGUAUCUUUGAUUUUGUUUACGAGGUGCAUCGUGAUGAUGAAUAUCACUGCCUUUUUGAGGAUAGAGGAUUCUGGUGUACAUUGAGAGUUAUUGAGAACUCUUUGUAAACCAUUUAAAACCCAUAACAGUGUAAACACACAUUUCAUCAGAUGAGAGUUAAAAAGUGCUUUGAUGUGCCUGGUGUCUGUCUGAGGACUGUUGACCGAUGGCUCUCUUGUCAAAGAAAGUCUGGUGGACAUUUAGAUAACUACUAUGAAUCACAUUACAUCCUCCAGCGGGUCAUAGUCACACUAGUGUUUCACCUAUAUGCAUUUAGCAGGGGAGCACUGCCACUACAUAAAAAAAUGUAGAUGUAUAGAUGUAUGCCCUCCCCACCUCCCGCAGAAGGACCCCACGAAUGCCUCAAACACUGCACAGUCUAUAAUGUGUUUUGUAUUGAGACGUGGUUUAAAUACAUUGUUUACGUAUUUAAAAUGAGUAGUCAUUCUCUGGGUCAGAGGAUAGAAGAAACAGUCAUAAUCAUCACCUAGAACACGUAAACUAGCAAACAGGUAUUAUUUGCACAAUUGACACAUUUUGUUGUUUUUCUAUUGGUGUAUAGCUAAGUGUUGCCAAAUUAAUAUUACCUCUAUUGAUUGAACACCCUCUACAAAAGGGUGAAAUCUGACGCUGUACCAUCAAAUUUCAGCCAAAACGCAUUUGACUAUCAACACUUUUCAGUUGUGAUACUGUAUAUGUCAGCUACCAGUGUUAUAAAACAAGCAUAUUAGCUCCCACUAAACAGUGCAUCUUGAUGCUGUUCCUCAUCCAAUGAGGGAUUGUUAUCAUAUUUACACAAGGUCUAUCGUUGAUCCAUAACAUCUGCCUUUUGACAGUCCUUUGUUUUCUCAGUGGAGAUGUACUGUAUUGCUUUGGCACAGUUUCAGUUUAGGGAUUUUAAACUUUAAUGAGUUAUCGAAUCACUCUCUGGUUUCAAGAUUAUUUCUGAUAAGGGCUGAAAAUGAUUCCCCAUAUGUAGUAUAUGCCUCCUUGCACUUUGUAAAUACAAACUGAUACAGUGAUUUUUCUGUUUUAAGGUUCUGUAAAAUGAAAAGUGUUGCAAUUGUUACCUGCUGAAUGAGAAUGUUGGGUCCAAUGACCUGCUUUGUACACAGGCAUUCAUUUCUUGAACUCAUUUUUUGAAUCAUAAAUAUGUAAUUUGAGAGUAAAAAUAAGAACUUACAUUUUUAUAUAAAUUAAAGAACUAAUCAAGGUUUUCGAUUUGUGUCAAUCUUCACACACCCUGACGUCAUGUGCCAUUUUAAAGUCUCGAUUGAAAAUAAAGCAUAUAUAUUUCA
Molecule: messenger RNA, 3361 nt
Organism: Oncorhynchus masou masou (cherry salmon)
Lineage: Eukaryota; Metazoa; Chordata; Actinopteri; Salmoniformes; Salmonidae
Product: guanine nucleotide-binding protein G(q) subunit alpha-like
Exons: 8
Coding region: 307-1383 (358 amino acids)
Biological process (GO): phospholipase C-activating dopamine receptor signaling pathway; adenylate cyclase-modulating G protein-coupled receptor signaling pathway; action potential
Cellular component (GO): heterotrimeric G-protein complex
Molecular function (GO): G-protein beta/gamma-subunit complex binding; G protein-coupled receptor binding; GTPase activator activity
Source: RefSeq, a predicted model, not a curated record